Messenger RNA from Cannabis sativa, 1098 nucleotides. RefSeq names its product ylmG homolog protein 1-2, chloroplastic. The transcript has 2 exons. The coding region runs from base 75 to 743 and encodes 222 amino acids. Gene Ontology annotation, cellular component: membrane. Gene Ontology annotation, biological process: chloroplast fission. The record is from RefSeq and is a predicted model, not a curated record. Lineage: Eukaryota; Viridiplantae; Streptophyta; Magnoliopsida; Rosales; Cannabaceae.
GGCAUUUAUUUAAUCUCAUCCAUCCAAACACUCUCUCCAAAACCCAAACUCAGCUCAACUCACCCAACCCAACAAUGGCGACCAUGGCCUCACCUUCCACUUCUCUAAUGGCUUCUUCCUCCUCCCGACCUCUCUUCACUUCCACCAAACCUUUCCUCUCCCUCCAAUUCCAAUCCCUCAACAAAUUCCCCCUCACGCGCCGCCCCCAAAUUUCACUCUCCUUCCCCAAUCGCAAAACCCUAACUCCAAUCGCCGCAGCUUCAACCGCUCCUCCUUCUCCUCCUCCGACCGAGUCUCAACUCGCCGGGUCAACUCGGACUCUCACAACGCUCUGUGCCCUAAUCUUCGCAAUAACACGUAAGCUCUCCGUUCCAAUUCUCAAUCUCAAUUCCCAAACUCAUCUCCGCCUUGUUUCCGCCGCCGGACCCUUGUUUUUCGCGGCGCUCCGAGACCGACCCAGUGGCUACCUCAACACGCCGCUGACUGUGGUCGCCGCCGGGCUAUCGAAGUGGCUCGAUAUAUACAGUGGGGUUUUGAUGGUUAGGGUUUUGCUGAGUUGGUUUCCGAACAUUCCUUGGGAUCGUCAACCGCUUUCCGCCAUUAGAGAUCUUUGUGAUCCUUACUUGAAUCUCUUUCGCAAUAUUAUUCCGCCGGUUUUUGAUACAUUGGAUGUUAGUCCUCUCUUGGCUUUCGCCGUUCUCGGAACCCUAGGCUCGAUUCUCAGUAGCAGUACCGGAAUUUAGAUCGGAGAAAGAUUGGGUUUUUAAUCGCCGGCAAUAGUAAGUUGUUUUAAAACCUCUAUAAAAUUUAGGUAGCACAUGAAACGGGUAUAAAUUUGAAGAUGGAGGACAUUUUCAUCAUCCCAUUUUGGAUGUGGGACUCUUUCUCUAGAAGAAAUGACUAUUAUGACUAUUCCAAUGUGUAGAAGAGAAAUGACUAUUCCAAUAUGUACAAGAGUAACCAAAGAACAUUUUAGUAACAAUGUAUGCACACAAAAUAUGCACUAAAAUAUUACAUGUAAUAUUAGUUUAGUGUAUCUUUUAUGUUCAUAUUCUAUUACUCAUGAAAUCAUGUGUUAAGGUGCUUGUUCCACAUAAA